Molecule: messenger RNA, 1047 nt
Organism: Athalia rosae (coleseed sawfly)
Lineage: Eukaryota; Metazoa; Arthropoda; Insecta; Hymenoptera; Athaliidae
Gene: Xport-A
Exons: 3
Coding region: 407-703 (98 amino acids)
Source: RefSeq, a predicted model, not a curated record
CACGUAUCUACAUAUACGCUUCUACACGUCGGGAUACCAGAGACACGAGCUUUUCUAGGGGUUCCUUAACGAGCUUAGUUAACCCCCGAAGAGAAGCCAUAUUCGGUUUCCGUUGGACAGUACGGUGUUAAAAGCUCGUCGAGUCCUCAACCGAGAGCUGGACACGAAAUCACCUACCCCGCAGUCAGGGAGUUGAUCAACCGACGACUCAACGACUCCUGUGAAAGAUCAGUGGACCAACGUCGCGGUUUUUCACCGUGUACUUGAACGGGCGAAAACGCAGCCUAAUCGGAUUUAGUGAAGCACUUUGGAUGGUCGUUGCGUAAGUUUCUAAAAUCUACCUCGGCUGCGGGAAUUUCAGUCGUUUCAAAAAGACUUCGUCCGUGAUGCGCAAGGAGGCUGCAAGAUGAAGAAACGCGGUCGUCCCGACGUCAAGGAUCCGAGGGACGGAAGAGACGCGAGAUCUGGAAAGGAGGGAAGGGAGCCUACCAAACGCGAGGAGAAGGCCCAGGACAAUAUCGCGCUCGAAGACGAGGCCCAAAAUGAGGGAUUCAGCGAAUGGCUCCGUUCUAGCAGCGGUGUGGAACUGAUGCGCCUGUUCGUCGUCGCAAAUUCACUGGUUGUUUUCAUCACGAUGGCAUGGCCAAACAUGCAAGAAGCUCUCUUCAUCGUCAAAGAUUACAUAAUGGGCGAGGAGGACUGAGGGGUGGCCCUUUUUCAUUUUACCGCGGUGACCCGUAAUACCGAAUCAUCGACGAUCCGGGAUCAGAACUAUAGUAGAAGUGAAAUAAUUUUCAAGUCCUUGAUCGAAACCGAAAUCAAUAAAACGCUCCUUCGAAAGUGCAUCGAUCGCGGUGAGUCCGCGGUGACUCGACGUGCGGCUAAUUUGACCUCCGAUACCUCAGAUUUCGCGUCCUCGCGAACCAGCCGAUUAAUCAAUCAGCGAACAGUUCGGUGAACUUUACUCGAAGAUGUUGGCAUUUAUUUUUCGCGGUGUAUUCCUGGUCGGCAUACUGUCCUGGUACAGUACCAGCGUAUGGAAAAUGA